AAAAUGCCCGAACUCAAAACACUUCUUUUUCCAAGAUGGCGUCGAUGAAGGACAGCGACACCGGCCUGUGGCUUCACAACAAAUUGGGAUCCACGGACGAGCUUUGGACGCCUCCGAGCAUCGCUUCUCUCCUCACCGUGUCAGUAAUUGAUAAUAUACGGCUGUGCUUUUCGAGUUUGUCGCCGCCGGUGAAGCUGAAACUGCUGCUCGGGAUGCUGCAUCUUCCCCGGCGGACCGUGGACGAGAUGAAGGAGGCCCUGUCGGAGAUAAUCCAGCUGGCUACGGUGGAUUCGGAGCCCUGGGUGCUGAUGGUCGCAGACAUCCUCAAGUCCUUCCCAGAGACCGGCUCUCUCAACCUGGACUUGGAGGAGCAGAACCCGAAUGUGCAGGAUAUCCUUGGAGAGCUUCGGGAGAAAGUGGGCGAGUGUGAGGCAUCGGCCAUGCUUCCUCUGGAGUGCCAGUACCUGAACAAAAGUGCGCUAACCACUCUGGUGGGACCCCUUACACCCCCCGUCAAACAUUUCCAGCUGAAGAGGAAACCCAAGAGUGCGACACUCAGGGCAGAGCUGCUGCAGAAAUCCACAGAGACGGCCCAACAGCUCAAAAAGACAGCCGGAGUGCCUUUCCACGCCAAAGGGAGAGGACUGGUUAAAAAGAUCGACACAACCACUCCUCUCAAGGGGAUUCCCAAGGCCCCGUUCCGCAGUCCCACUGCUCCCAGUAUGUUCAGCCCCCCCAGUAACCGCACGCCUAUCGCCCCUGCACGGACGCCUCUGCGCAAGGAGAGGGGGGUCAAGCUCUUAGAUAUUUCCGAGCUGGAUAUGGUCGGGGCUGGAAGAGAAGCUAAGAGGAGAAGAAAGACUUUGGAAACGGAGGCCGGAGAGAAAGCAGCCAAAGAAGAAGCGGCAGCAGCAGCGGUGGUGGAGAACACGACCCCAGACUACGCCGCCGGCCUCGUGUCUGCACAGAAACUGGGGGCGCUGAACGAGAACCCUCUGCCGUCGACCAGCUAUCUACCGGCCACACCCAGCAUGGUUCCCUCCUCCUCUUACAUUCCCAGCUCCGAGGCACAGCCAGCGAAUGCCGGUGGUUCGGGGCGGGACACGCUGCAGUCAGCACGCCAACCGGAGGAGUCGGCAACAGCGGGCGCCGGUGCCACCGCCACACUCCCGGGCCAGUACAAACAGAGGACGCCCAUGUACAACGCCAGCAACACGGCAAACCCCGCCACCCCCACGUCUCCCAGCACGCCAGUCUCCACCCCCGCCAGCAACGGGCCCCCGGCAGCCGCCACCGCCAGCCAGCCGGAGACCCCCACCCAGCCUCCCAGCACACCUCAGACCCCAACCCCGACACCCACCCCUACACCACCACAGCCGCAGCCCAAAAAGAAUCUGUCCCUCACGAGAGACCAGAUGUACGCCGCCCAGGAGAUGUUCAAGACGGCCAACAAGGUCACCAGACCGGAGAAGGCCCUCAUCCUGGGCUUCAUGGCUGGAUCCAGAGAGAACCCAUGCCCGGAGCAGGGGGACAUCAUCCAGAUCAAGCUGAGCGAACACACGGAGGUCCUUCCCAAAGCCGACGGCACCGGCAGCACCACCAUGCUGGUGGACACAGUCUUCGAAAUGAACUACUCCACAGGACAGUGGACCCGUCUCAAGAAAUACAAACCCAUCACCAAUACUUCCUGAGGAGCUUCGAGUGCUCAAAGUCACACACCCAAAAUUUCUUAUCCACUUCAAUAAAAAACAAACAUGUUUACAUACUUACAAGUAUUUGCAUACACAUUUGGGCCAAAUCCAGCACUCGUGCGUCAAGGAGAGACAGGUCCUCCCUUAUCCUGCAGCGCCAACAUGCAGGACUCUGAAGAAUGUUUCUGUACUUUUUGUUCGGCUGUUACCCUUACCCUUUUUAUUGUUUCAGUUUUUAUGUCCGAUUCCUGAAUGAUGCUGCGUUCAGGAGGGGUGAGAGUUAAACGAGCAGAGGAGUUAUUGUCACGGCAGGCCCCUUUCAACAUUUGUACUCCGAGGUACAAGCAUGACGAGGAGACGAGACGAGCUGUCUGUAUUUUUGUGUGAAUGUCACAUUUGCAGCUUAUCUUCGACCUUUCAGAACCGAAUUAUAGUUUGUGACAAAAAGAAGAGAACAAUAACGAGAAGUCAUCAUAGAGGUGACCGUAAAAAAGAUUUCUCAAUGCUGUCGAGUUCUGUUCGGAGCCUUCCGGUAGAUGUUCACCUCGGUUUUCAUCCUUUUUCCAAAGAAGGGAAGAAAAUAAAGUGGCAACAGACUCCA
This is a messenger RNA of Eleginops maclovinus (Patagonian blennie), 2292 nucleotides long. RefSeq names its product negative elongation factor complex member A (gene nelfa). Bases 36 to 1691 code for a protein of 551 amino acids. Gene Ontology annotation, cellular component: NELF complex. The transcript is spliced from 11 exons. Gene Ontology annotation, biological process: negative regulation of transcription elongation by RNA polymerase II. Lineage: Eukaryota; Metazoa; Chordata; Actinopteri; Perciformes; Eleginopidae. The record is from RefSeq and is a predicted model, not a curated record.